AUAUAAAUAUAUAUAUAUAUAUAUUUAUAUAUAUUCAUAUAAAAAAGAAAAAAAGAAAAAACCCAAAUUCACGCACAAACUCACCGCAGGUUUGUUUUGUUUUCCGGAGCUGACAAAGUACAGAAGCCAGAGGAGACAUGGCCACGACAACCUGCACAAGAUUCACAGACGAGUACCAGCUGUACGAGGAGCUGGGGAAGGGAGCCUUUUCAGUGGUGCGCAGAUGUGUGAAGCUGUGUACAGGACAGGAGAAUGCCGCCAAAAUAAUCAACACCAAAAAGUUAUCUGCGAGAGAUCACCAGAAGCUGGAGAGAGAAGCUCGGAUCUGUCGCCUGUUGAAACACUCAAACAUCGUUCGUCUUCAUGACAGUAUAUCAGAGGAGGGCUUCCACUACCUCCUGUUUGACUUGGUGACCGGAGGUGAACUGUUUGAGGACAUCGUAGCCAGAGAGUAUUACAGCGAGGCCGACGCCAGUCAUUGCAUCCAGCAGAUCCUGGAGGCGGUGCUUCACUGCCAUCAAAUGGGCGUGGUGCACCGGGACCUGAAGCCAGAGAACCUGCUCCUAGCAAGCAAAUGUAAGAAUGCCGCAGUGAAGCUGGCCGACUUUGGCCUGGCCAUUGAGGUGCAGGGGGAUCAGCAGGCCUGGUUCGGAUUCGCUGGCACACCAGGGUACCUGUCCCCUGAGGUAUUGAGGAAGGAGGCAUAUGGCAAACCUGUGGACAUCUGGGCCUGUGGGGUGAUCCUCUACAUCCUGCUGGUGGGUUACCCUCCUUUCUGGGACGAGGACCAGCACAAGCUGUACCAGCAGAUCAAGGCCGGGGCUUACGAUUUCCCUUCCCCAGAGUGGGACACAGUCACCCCAGAGGCCAAAAACCUGAUCAACCAGAUGCUCACCAUCAACCCAGCCAAGAGGAUCACUGCCCAGGAGGCCCUCAAGCACCCAUGGGUCUGCCAACGGUCCACAGUGGCGUCUAUGAUGCACAGACAGGAGACCGUGGAGUGCCUGAAGAAAUUCAAUGCCAGGAGGAAACUCAAGGGGGCCAUUCUUACCACCAUGCUGGUUUCUCGAAAUUUCUCUGCUAAGACCUUGCUCAACAAAAAGGCAGAUGUCAAGCCCCAGACAAACAGCAUCAAAAACAGCAUAGUCACCAGCCCCAAAGGAAACUUCCCUUCACCUGCUCUGGAACCUCAGACAACCGUCAUCCAUAAUCCAGUGGACAGGACGAAGGAAUCAUCAGACAGCAGCAACACCACUGUGGAGGAUGAAGAUGUGAAAGCACGCAAGCAAGAAAUUAUCAAGAUCACCGAGCAGCUGAUAGAGGCAAUCAACAAUGGAGACUUCGAGGCAUACGCGAAGAUCUGCGACCCUGGACUGACUUCGUUUGAGCCAGAGGCGCUGGGCAACCUGGUAGAGGGGAUGGAUUUCCACAGAUUCUACUUUGAGAACCUUUUGGCUAAGAACAGCAAGCCCAUCCACACCACCAUCCUGAACCCCCACGUCCACCUGAUCGGCGAGGACGCGGCCUGCAUCGCCUACAUCCGUCUGACUCAGUUUGUGGACAACCAGGGUCGGCCGCGGUCCUGCCAGUCGGAGGAAACGCGUGUCUGGCAUCGCAGAGACAGCAAGUGGCAGAACAUCCACUUCCACUGCUCAGGCGCACCGGCUGCGCCACUCCAGUGAGGGUUGAAUGCUAUAACUUUGUCUGUCAGGAGUGCUCUGCUGGAGAGAGAGAGAGAGGAGGAGGAGGAGGAGGAGGAGGAAGGGAUGAAAGAACAUGUCCAGGGUUGGUUUAAGGGACAACAACAGACAGACCCUCCCACACUGGACGCUCGGCUCAACCCCCAGCAUGCAUCUCUUCUUUUACUACUACUACUGUCUGUCUCCUGCAGCUCGACAUCCUUCCUCUUCUUCCCUCCGGCACAUUGGGUGAUUGGCGAAGGGGUUGGGGUCGUUUUCAGCACUCGGUGUGAUUCCUUCUUCCCGUGGUCCCUUCCUCCCUUACCCACAAUUUUUGUGACACCAAUCCUCUUGUCCUCCUGUGAAUCCACACUUGUGUGACAUAAACACUGCACUGGAAAUACAGUAUGUAAAGUUUUAAGUAAAAUAUAUUAUCAUUACUCUAUUAUUAUUAUUAUAAUUAUCAUUACACAUUUGCAAUUGUAUAUGUA
Anoplopoma fimbria (sablefish) is the source of this 2170-nucleotide messenger RNA. Its product is annotated as calcium/calmodulin-dependent protein kinase type II subunit beta-like. Gene Ontology annotation, biological process: protein phosphorylation. Gene Ontology annotation, cellular component: neuron projection; cytoplasm. NCBI's taxonomy places the organism in Eukaryota, Metazoa, Chordata, Actinopteri, Perciformes, Anoplopomatidae. The record is from RefSeq and is a predicted model, not a curated record. Gene Ontology annotation, molecular function: calcium/calmodulin-dependent protein kinase activity; ATP binding; calmodulin binding. Bases 138 to 1682 code for a protein of 514 amino acids. The transcript is spliced from 20 exons.